AUGUAUAUGCAAAAUUAUACAUUGUAUGGAUCAUUAAGACCAUUUGGAUGUAGUUUAUUAAUAGGAGGAGUUGAUCAACAUGGAUAUUCCCUUCAUUACAUUGAACCAUCAGGAACAACAUAUGGAUAUUUUGCUAAUGGAAUUGGUAAAGGAAAACAAAUAUGUAAAAAUGAGUUAGAAAAAAUAAAUUUCUCACAAAUCACAUGUGAAGAGGCAUUAAUUAAACUUGUAGAAAUUAUUGAUUUAUGUCAUAGUGAAUGGAAAGACAAACCAUAUGAGAUUGAAUUAAGUUGGAUCUCGGAAAAGACUAAUAACAUAGUUAAGAAAGUUGAUAAAGAAAUGAAACAAAAAAUUAUUGACCAAGCUCGUAAUAAACAAAUGCAUCAGAACUAA
Molecule: messenger RNA, 393 nt
Organism: Entamoeba dispar SAW760
Lineage: Eukaryota; Evosea; Mastigamoebida; Endamoebidae
Product: proteasome subunit alpha type-3, putative
Exons: 1
Coding region: 1-393 (130 amino acids)
Cellular component (GO): proteasome core complex, alpha-subunit complex; nucleus; proteasome core complex
Source: RefSeq, a predicted model, not a curated record